Molecule: messenger RNA, 730 nt
Organism: Cladocopium goreaui
Lineage: Eukaryota; Dinophyceae; Suessiales; Symbiodiniaceae
Source: the annotation of a GenBank genome assembly
AUAGUCGAGUCUUUUUCCUACACAACUGGCAGCGGCUCCCUGUGUGAAGCCACACACACACCAGCGGAGCAAAGAGAUGGCCAUCCGCGCUCAGGCGUUUUGGAUGCUGCUUCCACUGGUUGGGGCUGUACGGGCAGCUCGAGAGGCCCGUGCUGACUUGAGUCAGGGAAUCUUGGAGGUGGACAGUCAUCGCAAGCAGCAGAUGAAACUGGAUAGCCUGCAGCAUGUGGUGGACACUGCAGCUGCUGGCGAAUUGCUGGUCUGGCGAAGACUCACUGGACAACCAGCACAGGACCUGUGGACGACUGGUCUUGAAGGGUAUGAUGUGAGUCGAACCCUAGAUGCAUAUCAAAUCGACUCAACAGCCAAGUUUAGAGAGGCUGUGGGAGCGGCGGUAGACUUCGAAUGCUUUGGGGCAGUGCUGGAUCCACUUCAUAGGUGCCACAAGGCCUUCCCGAUCUAUGACCUCAUGCUGACUGCCACGAUGAUGCUGCUUUGUGCCAGUGGGAUGUGCGCCUGCUGUUUCUGUCCUAAAAGGACAACUGCAUCAUAUGUCUUGGACAUGUGACUUUAACCUGGCUCUGAGAAUUUCUCAGCCGGGCAAUUUGUGCGGUGUAAAUCUCUUUUGCCCUUUCUAUAUCUUUGCACAUUCCUUCGCUGGAGCGAAGUCCACAUGAUGUGAAUCACUGUGAUGCUGAUGGUGAACUGUAGACAACGCUGCGGCGGAAAA